Messenger RNA from Phycomyces blakesleeanus NRRL 1555(-), 738 nucleotides. RefSeq lists its product as hypothetical. Gene Ontology annotation, cellular component: ESCRT III complex; multivesicular body. Gene Ontology annotation, biological process: late endosome to vacuole transport; protein transport; endosome transport via multivesicular body sorting pathway. The record is from RefSeq and is a predicted model, not a curated record. Bases 37 to 639 code for a protein of 200 amino acids. The transcript has 6 exons. NCBI's taxonomy places the organism in Eukaryota, Fungi, Mucoromycota, Mucoromycetes, Mucorales, Phycomycetaceae.
UUUUUCUUUUAAAUACAUAUAUUAUCGAGAUUCAUAAUGAGUGGCAUGGAAAAGAAUCUCUUUCAGUUAAAGUUCACAGCAAAACAGUUGAACAAACAAUCUAAGCGUUGCCAAAAAGAUGAAACGCUUGAGAAAGCCAAACUUAAAAAGGCCAUUCAAGAUGGUAACAUGGAGGGGGCUCGUAUUUAUGCUGCAAACGCCAUUAGAAAAAAGAAUGAGGCUAUCAAUUUACUCCGGCUCUCGUCUCGUAUUGACGCCGUAGCAAGUCGUGUGCAGACUGCAGUAACUAUGCGGAAAGUUACUACAUCAAUGGCAAGCGUUGUCAAGGGUAUGGAUAGGGCAAUGGGAUCAAUGAAUCUUGAAAAGAUAUCAAUGGUUAUGGAUAAGUUUGAGUCCCAGUUUGAAGACUUGGAUGUGCAGACAGAGUAUAUGGAGGGUGCUAUGGCCGGUACAACUACAUUAACUACACCCCAAAAUGAGGUAGAGACGUUGAUGCACCAGGUGGCGGAUGAACAUGGCUUGGAAAUGAAGCAUGAGUUAGGAAAAAUGGAACCAGGAACAUCUCUAGGAGAGGCCAGUAAGACGGAUAUGAGUGAGGAUGCGUUACUGAGUGAGCGAUUGAAAGCUCUUCGUCAAUAAAUUAUACAUAUGCGUAUAGCUUCAAGCAAACAAACUAAAGGCUAAAAAAAAAGCAAAUAAAAAGGACAAAAAGGUGUGUGUUUUUUUUAUAUUAUUGAA